This is a messenger RNA of Drosophila takahashii, 744 nucleotides long. Its product is annotated as coiled-coil domain-containing protein 25. The record is from RefSeq and is a predicted model, not a curated record. NCBI's taxonomy places the organism in Eukaryota, Metazoa, Arthropoda, Insecta, Diptera, Drosophilidae.
UCCCAGUUGCCACACAAAAUGGUUUUCUACUUCAAGAGCAGCGUCGUCCAGCCGCCGGCGAUGCUCUACAUGGGUCGCGACAAGCACGAGAACGAGGAGCUCAUCCGAUGGGGCUGGCCGGAGGACGUGUGGUUCCACGUCCACGAUCUCUCCUCGGCCCACGUUUAUCUGAGACUCCGCAAGGGCCAGACCAUCGACGACAUACCCAGCGAUGUCUUGGUGGACGCCGCCCAGCUGUGCAAGGCGAACAGCAUCCAGGGCAACAAGGUGAACAAUUUGGAGGUGGUCUACACCAUGUGGGAGAACCUGAAGAAGACACCGGACAUGGAGCCCGGCCAGGUGGCCUAUCACAACGAGAAGGCGGUGCGUCGCAUCCGUUUGGAGAAGCGCAUCAACGAGAUUGUCAAUCGGCUGAACAAGACCAAGACGGAGGAGGAGCACCCCGAUUUCCGGGGGCUGCGCGAGGCACGCGAUGCCGCCGAGCGGCAGGAUCAGAAGAAGCUGCAGCGCGAGCGACGCGACCAGGAGAAGGAGGCCGCCAAGCAGCGGGAGCUGGAGGCCGAGCUGCGCAGCUACGCCUCGCUGCAGAAGAGCGAGAAUAUGCGCACCAACUACGAUGCGGGCAACGAGUCGGACGACUUCAUGUAGUCCCUGCAGCUCCCGAUGCACCAGCCCCUCGCAUUUACCACUAACAUCUCUCGUUCUUCUAUUAAAUCUUACGCAAAUCGUUUUGUAAAGUCUCAA